GACAGAGUGAUGCAGCGAUCCACAACAGACCACAACGACCUAGAAAUGAAUACGAGUGCGCGGCAUUCGGUCUAGUAAAUACUCUCUUCCCCAAGCACAGAAGCUACAAGCAAAUCAACGACUAGCCUUACCAAAGAUGGCCCCUGGUGCGCAUAAAGAAUCGUCCCCACCCGCUGCUAGAUGUCGACAGCGAACUGGGAGAGCCUGUGAAGAAUGUCGACGACGCAAGUUGAAAUGCGAUGGGCAAGAACCCCGAUGCGGAGUUUGUGCCGCAUCUGGCGCUAUCUGCGAGGUCAACACUGACCGCGCACUACGCGGUCCUAAGAAGGGCUAUCUGAAGGCGCUGAGAAAUAGAGUCGCGAUGCUAGAAUCUCGACUGUCCGUACAGCAGCAGGUCGGGUGUACCUCCGAGAGCCAAUUGUCGACCCCUCUAACAGAUCUUCCUGACGGCUCAAGUGCCUCCAGGGCCUUACAACUGCAUUCGCCUUCCAUAUUGUCAGCGUCCGAGAACGUGACUGUUGGUUUGUUGCACACUCGCCCCACUGGCUGGCGGGUCGGGUCUCUCGGGAUAUCAAGCAAGGAGAGUCAUGGGCUUGUAUCGAUUUCUGAACUUGUGCAGGCUGAGCUGGAUCAACUAUAUUUCGACCGAGUACAACCGUCAAUUCCGUUACUUCAUCAGCGCCGAUAUCUGUCUUGGGCACGUCAUCCUGCGAUGAAGAGAUCGUGUCGAUCUUUACAGUACGCGAUGUGGUCACUGGCGGCACUUCUUUCCAUAAAAUUCCAACACUUUCAGGAGUCUUUGUAUCAGGAAGCAAAAGCAAUGCUGGAACUCUCUUAUUUAGCCGGAAACAAGAACCCAGUUGUUGAUACAGAAGAGAUUCAAGCCUGGAUUUUGAUCGCGACAUAUGAGUUUAUGCGCACUUACCACCGGCUGGCGUGGAUGAGUGCUGGGCGAGCUUGUCGCCUGGUACAACUCGAGAGGCUACAUGAGAUAGACAAUCCCGCCAAUACACCCGUGCCCGACUCCAAGCAUAUCGAGGUAGAAGAAAAGCGGCGGGUGUUUUGGAUGGCUUACUUCUAUGAUCACUUGUUCAGCAUGCGCAACAAUUGGCCCGUUACCUUGAACGAACAUGUGGUCUGCACGCGCCUUCCAGCUCCAGAGGUUAAUUUUCAGAACGGGCAGCCUGUGGUGGGCGCUUUCUUAUCCGAAGCGAUCGUGGACCUUGACUCUCAGGGGACGACCCCUUUCAAUGAAUGUGUUAUCCUUGCCACAAUAUGCGGUCGAAGCCUCUUCCAUGUCCAGCAAUACAAUGUUCGCUUGGCCUACGGGGACAUGGCACCUAGUUGGUCUGAACAGCACCGGUGGCUAGAAAAUGUCCUAACUAACCGACUCCAAACUCUCUCUCGAUCGUAUCCCUCGCCAACCCAGAGUUGCGAUUCCAUGCUCCUAUUCGCACAUGCCAUGGCACAGGCAACUGCGCUCUAUCUUUGUAAAGGAGGUGAUUCCUUCCUAUCGGCAGCCGACGACGAAAUGUUUAUAAUGGAGUAUCGACGGCGCGCACUGGGAGCAGCCCAGCAAAUCGUCUCCCUCACCAAAACCCUGACAGAGUUUAACUUCUUGAAGAUCCAUCCUUUAAUGCCUAUCCCGUUGUUAUCUUGCGCCGAAUAUAUCUACAGCAAUCGAGGCUCCAAUGAGGCUUUCGAUAAGCAUCUCCAAGAGCUUGUACAUGCUUUCCACCAGCUAAAGAAUGUAAACAAUCCUAGCCAGAACUAUAUGCACCUAUUAGAACUGUCAUGUAUAUCGACAUCGAAAGAAUUGGCAAAAGAGAGCUCGAGCACAUCGUGAUCUGUUCCAAGGAAUUCGAUCUCCCUUCUAGCGUGUUCCGCUGGUCGCCGUUACGAUGUUGUAUAUAAUGACCGUUGAGACAUCGGUAGAGCAUACAUACCAUCCAUACCUUGAGAUACAUGUCGGGGAUAUCAGAUUGGCUGUUGUUGAGACCCUGCAGCAUGGGGAUUUUGGGUUAAAAGUGUGUUGUCAAGGUCAUCAGACCCUUCCAAUCCCACGCUAAAGCCAUUGACUGAAUAUGAGACGCGAGAUUUCUCUACCUGUAUUGCAUAAGUACGUGAUAAAACUAGGAUGGGUAUCUAGACUCCCUUGGGUGCAGUCUGCGAAUCCACAACCUAUCCACGCCCCAAAAUACUUCUUUUGUUAAGCAGUGACUGGGUUCACAAAAGACUGUGGGUUUGAAUCCGAUGCCGGAGGCAUACAAUUUUCCUCCCGGGCAGAAUUG
This is a messenger RNA of Aspergillus alliaceus, 2291 nucleotides long. Its product is annotated as Zn(II)2Cys6 transcription factor. Gene Ontology annotation, biological process: regulation of DNA-templated transcription; DNA-templated transcription. Gene Ontology annotation, molecular function: DNA binding; zinc ion binding; DNA-binding transcription factor activity, RNA polymerase II-specific. Gene Ontology annotation, cellular component: nucleus. Lineage: Eukaryota; Fungi; Ascomycota; Eurotiomycetes; Eurotiales; Aspergillaceae. The record is from RefSeq and is a predicted model, not a curated record. The transcript is spliced from 6 exons. Bases 137 to 1846 code for a protein of 569 amino acids.